AUGGCCUCUCCUAGUUCUCUUGCAGCUGCUGUGACCUCUCUUUCAGUGACUACUCCAUGGGUUGUCCAGAAGUUUGGCGGUACUUCAGUCGGGAAGUUCCCAGAAGAUAUUGCUGAAAAAAUUGUCAAGGCCUACUCUCAUGAUGGAUACCGGGUCGCUGUGGUAUGCUCUGCUCGAUCCACCAAUACUAAGGAAGAGGGUACAACCACUCGGCUGCUGCAAGCUGCUGAUUACGCCAUCACUUCUGUCCGCGGAAAUGCGUCGUCAGAUGAAACCUCUUUACAUGACGGUUCAGUGCACCCAGACGAUGUUCUGGACACUGCAGAACUUGAGGCUGUUGCAAAGGAAGCCGAACGUCAGUGCACAAACAAAAUUGAAGCAAUUCGCGAAUCUCAUUUGGAAGUUGCACGGUUACACAUCAAGUCUCCAGAAUUACGCAAGACUCUGGAACGAGACAUUAAUAAGGAGUGUGAUUUGAUUAUCGGCAUCAUGUCUGCAGUACGAGUUCUUGAUGAGAUUUCCCCCCGCACUUUGGAUUCCAUCAUUUCGGCCGGAGAAAAACUGGCGUGUUUGUACAUGGCUGCAUUGAUCAAUGAUCGUGGACUAAAAGCACAGUACAUUGAUCUAUCACACAUUGUGCCAUCAACUUAUAAGAGCCCAAAUCCAGCAAACAAGAACAACACUUUGGAUGCUGAAUUUUAUGAUUAUGUUAAGGCUCACAUCAAGCAUGAAAUUGAACGCAAGUGCAAAAAGGGCGAGAUCCCUGUAAUUACUGGCUAUUUCGGCGUGGUUCCUGGAGGACUUAUCAAUGGAGUUGGUCGUGGAUAUACAGAUUUUUGCGCAGCUCUGGCUGCAGUUGCGCUCAAGGCUGAGGAGUUACAGAUUUGGAAAGAGGUUGAUGGUAUUUUCACAGCAGAUCCUCGCAAGGUCCCAACUGCUCGGUUGCUUAGCAUUAUUACUCCUGAGGAGGCUGCUGAGUUGACAUACUAUGGAUCUGAAGUAAUUCAUCCCUUUACCAUGGAGCAAGUUAUUAAUGCAAGAAUCCCUAUUCGUAUUAAGAAUGUCAUAAAUCCUACAGGCAGUGGUACAGUGAUUUACCCUGAUAAUUUCACAGGAACCCCAGGACAUGCCACACCUCCUCAUCCCCCAAAGGCUCUUGAACGGGUGCCAUCGAGUUUUUUCAAUGUGCAACAACUUCAUAAGGGCCCUACAGCUGUUACUACCAAGAACAAUAUACUUGUUCUUAACAUUCAUUCAAAUCACAAGGACCGAUCUCAUGGCUUUUUGGCUCAUGUUUUCUCCAUUCUGGACCAAUGGAAGCUUGUUGUUGAUUUGAUUUCAACUUCAGAGGUCCGUGUGUCAAUGGCCUUACAUUCAAACUUGCCUGAAAAGCGGUUGAAGCAGGCAUUGAAUGAAUUGCGUAAAUAUGGUACAGUUGACGUCACACGUAAAUUAUGCAUUGUUUCGCUUGUGGGCAAGAAUAUGAAAUCAAGCAUUGGUAUUGCAGGUCAAAUGUUUGAAACGCUGGGUCGGGCUGGCAUCAAUAUUGAAAUGAUUUCCCAAGGUGCAAGUGAAAUCAAUAUUUCAACUGUGAUUGAUCAAAAGGAUGCAAUCAAGGCAUUAAAUGUGUUACAUCAAACAUUGUUAAAUCGACCAGUUGGGCGAAACACUCCUUCGUUUGUUGGUGUUGGGGAUGUAUAA
This is a messenger RNA of Magnusiomyces paraingens, 1701 nucleotides long. RefSeq lists its product as uncharacterized. Gene Ontology annotation, molecular function: aspartate kinase activity. The record is from RefSeq and is a predicted model, not a curated record. The transcript has a single exon. Lineage: Eukaryota; Fungi; Ascomycota; Dipodascomycetes; Dipodascales; Dipodascaceae. The coding region runs from base 1 to 1701 and encodes 566 amino acids. Gene Ontology annotation, biological process: amino acid biosynthetic process.